AUGUACACAAUCCUGAUGGACGUUGGGUCCAAGUAUGAGAUUGACCGGCCAUUUCCCAUGAAGUCGCCACCACAAAGUAGGGACCCCAAGCUGUAUUGUCACUUUCAUAGUGACAUUGGACAUGACACCAAAGAAUGUAAGAGCCUAAAAAGGGCACUGGACGGCCUAGCUGCUAAGGGAUUCUUAAAGAAUUAUAUCAGCAGGAACACAGGAGGAGGAUUGGCCGCCGGAGGUCCAACCAUGAGAGGUCAGAAAGAUUAUGCCAAGCGGCUGGGGCAAGUGAUGUUGUCGGGCAAAGCCACAGCCGACCCGUUUCUAAAAGUAGAAAUCGGCGAGGCCGACCGUGGAAAAAUAGCCACCCCGCAUGACGACCUGUUGGUAAUUGAGUUGAAGGUCGGCAAUCUGAGGGUUAGGCGUAUCUUGGUUGAUACAGGAAGUUCGUCAGAUAUAAUCAGUCUUGAGUGUUUGAACCGGCUGCAACAUAAUUCCUCAAAGAUAGAGAAAAUUCACUAUCCCAUUAUAGGCUUCGGAGGUAGUGUCAUCCAUCCAGCCGGCAUCAUUUCUCUCCCUCUGCGGAUGGGAAAUAAGAAAGAAUCUCGUCAAAUGGACGUCCAUUUCCUCAUAGUGAAAGAUCUGACGGCCUAUAAUAUUAUUCUGGGGCGUCCUACUUUGAACAGGGCAAAGGCUGCUAUUGUUACUCACUUGAUGCUUCUUAAGUUUGUCUGUGAUGAUGGGAGCGUCAGCACCAUGCAUGGUGAUCAACAGCAGGCUAGAGACUGUUAUUUAACCACCCUGAGCCCAGAAGCAUGGGGAUCAGGUGAAGAGAAAGACACGUUGGGAAACAAACGACAGUGUGGCGGCACACAAUCCAAAUCCCUGAAAGAGACACUAACUAUCUCAGCGGCGCACAUGGAAGAAAGACGACCAGAGCCUGUUGGGGCUCAUUUCAAUGUGGUAUUAAAUACAGAUAAGCCAGAGAGAGUAGUGCCCAUUGGAAUUCCUCCUGACGACCCGCUGGCGGUAGAGUUGGUUCACCUAUUGAGAGAAUUUGAAGAUAUCUUUGCCUUUACUGUUGAAGAAAUGCCGGGCAUUGACCCUGCCGUGGCCGUCCAUAAGCUAAAUGUGGACCCAAAUUUUAAACCGUAUCCCGACUGGGUUGCUAAUGUGGUCCUCGUCAAGAAACCAAACGGCGCCUGGAGGAUGUGUGUUGAUUACAACAACCUCAAUAAGGCAUGUCCCAAAGAAACCUUCCCACUGCCAAAGGUCGACCGGCUUGUCGACUCCAUGGCGGGACAUGCCAUGAUGAGCUUCAUGGACGCAUACUCAGGGUUUCAUCAGAUCCCCUUGUGGCCUGAUGCCAGGAAAAGACGUCAUUUGUUACAGAACAAGCGUCUUAUUAACACUGUGUUCACCAAACGGCUCGGCAGAAACAUUGAAUCUUACAUUGAUGAUAUGAUUGUGAAAAGGAAGCAGCGGGCGGCACAUAUAGCUGAUCUGAGGGAGACAUUUGAGACUGUUCGAGCUUACACUAUGAGAUUGAAUCCUAAGAAGUGUGUGUUUGGAGUAACGUCGGGUAAAUUCUUAGGUUUCUUGAUUGAUGAAAGAGGAAUUGAAGCCAACCCGGACAAGAUCCAGGCAGUAAUUGAUAUGAGCUCACCAAAGACAGUAAAAGAAGUGCAGUGGCUCACAGGUCACUACUUUUUUAGAGCAAUCAGAAAGAAGGCCGGAGACAAAUGGCACUACUUUUUUAGAGCAAUCAGAAAGAAGGCUAAGUUUGAAUGGUCGGAUAAAGCCGAGGCGGCACUGGUAAGAUUAAAAGAUCAUUUGCACACCUUACCUCGUCUUCUUAGCCCUUUGCAGGGAGAGACUUUAUACAUGUAUCUUGCUGUAUCUGAACACUCGCUGAGUGCCGUUCUACUGACAGAGAGGGAAGGAAUACAGAUGCCAGUGUACUUCGUCAGUCAUGUUCUUCACAAUGCUGAAAUUAGAUACCCUACAGUGGAAAAAUUUGGUUUAGCCUUGUUCAUGGCCAGCAAAAAGCUUCGUCCUUACUUCUUAGCCCACAGGAUUAUGGUCUACACGGAUCAACCGCUUAAACUGCCUUUCACGAAGCUGGAGGCGUUAGGCCGACUGAAUUGGGCUAUCGAGCUGAAUGCCUUUGAUAUCACUUAUGAACCCAGGAAAGCCGUCAAGGGGCAAGCUUGUGAAGACUUUAUUGUUGAAAAGACGAGGCCUGUCUUUUCCAAGAAUACGAAGACGGUGUGGACACUGUACGUAGACGAGGCCGGCGCCGAGGAGAUCUUAGCACUAUCUGACUCUCAAUUGAUUGUGAGCCAAGUUAAUGGAACCUACGAGGCUAGGGAUCCGACGAUGAUUAAGUAUAUGCAGGCCAUCCACCAAGAGGUGGAGCAACUGAAAAGCUUUGAAGUAAGGCAAGUCCCUCGCUCAGAAAACAACCAAGCCGAUGCCUUGUCAACAUUGGCCAGCUCUGCAUCUUGUGAUACCCCUCGUCACGUGUUCUGGGAGGUAAUGGAACAUAAAAGCGUUGAGCAGAUGGAGGUAGAAACUCUGGACAGGACCUCCACGUGGAUGGAUGACAUAAUUAACUUCAAACUGAAUGGAGUCUUGCCAGAAGACUCAAGGCAAGCGAAAAAACUUCAGAAAAAAUGCUCCUGGGGUGAAAUGUGGAAUGGCACUCUUUACAAAAAGGCCUACUCCCGUCCUUUGUUGAGAUGUGUGACGCCUGAAAAGGGGCAAGAAAUUCUAGAAGACCUUCACCACGGACUGUGUAGCUCGCAUAUUGGGGGAAGGGCCUUGGCAGAAAAGGCACUUUGA
Molecule: messenger RNA, 2835 nt
Organism: Spinacia oleracea (spinach)
Lineage: Eukaryota; Viridiplantae; Streptophyta; Magnoliopsida; Caryophyllales; Amaranthaceae
Exons: 5
Coding region: 1-2835 (944 amino acids)
Molecular function (GO): nucleic acid binding
Source: RefSeq, a predicted model, not a curated record